AUGGAAAGCCCGUGCGCCGAGACAGCUGUUCAGCUACCUCUAGUCCUGGUCCUUCUGCUUCAGGUUAGCCAACCCACAGAUGGCUUUAUCCUGCGACUAAUAACCGAGACACUGCAGAACAAUGUGGCUGGUGAGCCGAUCCUACACGAGCGGACCCAGUGGGACUUCGAUCCAGAAGCGGCCAAACGGGCGAGAUCUCUAUACUACGAGAAGAAUGGAUUCCGUUCGGCUAAAUUCAUUGAGCGAUUGGGCGUGGGUCUGGAUGGGCGGCACGAGGACCGGCGGCUGGAGCAAGGACAUCGCGAUGAGGGGCGGCUGAAUGGCGAACACAAUGUGAACUAUCCGCCUCCGCCGGCUUAGCCAUAAAUAAUUAUGAUUUAUA
This is a messenger RNA of Drosophila gunungcola (fruit fly), 382 nucleotides long. RefSeq lists its product as uncharacterized. Lineage: Eukaryota; Metazoa; Arthropoda; Insecta; Diptera; Drosophilidae. The record is from RefSeq and is a predicted model, not a curated record.